UGUUCCUUUGGGUUGAACACACACUCACACACAACACUGGUUCACCAACCAUAACCCUUUUUCCACAUCAUCAUCCAUCCAUAAAGAUAGCCAAUGGGUUCUCUUGGUAUUGUUACCAACGACCCUUCUCCGUAUUCUGUACAUUUUCAUCUGACAGGUUUUGGUCGCUUCCAUCGGGUUUCACAAAACCCGACAGAGUUUCUUGUAAAACAGUUUGUUUCUUUUUGUGAAGAAAGAAGGGGACUUCACGAAGCAGCUAGGGUCGUUACUACGACAGUUGCAACGACUAGUGUAAAAGGUGCCCAACAAGCGCUGGAUGAAGUAUAUGGCAAGUUGCACCGGGACAAGAGCGUUCGUAACGUUAUCAUCCAUUGUGGAGUGGAUGCUUCUGCCAAUUGUUUUCGACUCGAAGAAAGAGCUUACAACGAAGCUUCCUUCAGUUGUCCAGAUGAAAGUGGUUGGCAACCAAAAGUUGUCCCUAUUGAUGAUACCAAACCAGUGGAUUCUUUUCUAGUUACUAGCAUCAACAUUCGGCAAGCAGUAGAGGAACUUGAAAAGAAGGGAUUUCACGUCAAGAGUUCGGAGGAUGCUGGGAGGUUUCUUUGUAAUUGGAUAUAUUACCAGUCGCUGACAAGAGCACAAUGUGAAUUUUCUGUUAAAGUAGUUUUUGUACAUUUUCCACCUAUUCAAGACUCGCAAGAAAUACAAAGUUAUUGUGAGUUUUUGUUACAAUUGUUAAACGUGAUUACUACUCACGAGCUGUCAUCCAUCGAUGAAUAAACAAUAGUUGUGAAGCCUUUUCUUUUGGGU
Messenger RNA from Galdieria sulphuraria, 810 nucleotides. Its product is annotated as pyrrolidone-carboxylate peptidase family protein. Bases 94 to 780 code for a protein of 228 amino acids. Gene Ontology annotation, biological process: proteolysis. The transcript is spliced from 3 exons. The record is from RefSeq and is a predicted model, not a curated record. NCBI's taxonomy places the organism in Eukaryota, Rhodophyta, Bangiophyceae, Galdieriales, Galdieriaceae.